Molecule: messenger RNA, 2945 nt
Organism: Balaenoptera ricei (Rice's whale)
Lineage: Eukaryota; Metazoa; Chordata; Mammalia; Artiodactyla; Balaenopteridae
Gene: EFCC1
Product: EF-hand and coiled-coil domain containing 1
Exons: 10
Coding region: 23-2077 (684 amino acids)
Molecular function (GO): calcium ion binding
Source: RefSeq, a predicted model, not a curated record
CGAGGAGCGGCGCUCGGCGGCGAUGGAGUCCAGCGGCCCGGGCACGGGGACCGGCGUGGAAGGCGCGGCGGGCGACCCGUACCAGCGACCAGCGCGGCGCACACAGUGGCUGCUGAGCGCCCUGGCGCACCACUACGGGCUGGACCGAGGCGUGGAGAACGAGAUCGUGGUGCUGGCCACGGGCCUGGACCAGUAUCUGCAGGAGGUCUUCCACCACCUGGACUGCCGAGGCGCCGGCCGCCUGCCCCGCGCCGACUUCCGCGCGCUCUGCGCGGUGCUGGGGCUGCGCGCCGAGGAGGCUGCCGCCACCUGGGAGGCCGCCGGGGAUACAGCCGCGGGAGACACGAACUCCGGGGAUGUGAUCGCUGGGGUGGCCACCGCUGGGGACGCGGACGCGGAGGAGGAGGCGCGCCUGGCACUGCGCGCUGAGCCGCCUGAGCUCACCUUCCGCCAGUUCCACGCGCGCCUCUGCGGCUACUUCGGCACCCGCGCCGGGCCCCGUCUGCCCCGCGGCGCUCUCAGCGAGCACAUCGAGACGCAGAUCCGCCUGCGCCGCCCGCGCCGCCGCCGCCGAGCGCCCCGUACGCCCGGCCCCGACGGCGGCCCGGACAGCGAACGCCUGGCGCGCUUGGAGGAAGAAAACAGCAGCCUGCGCGAGCUGGUGGAGGACCUGCGGGCCGCGCUGCAGAGCAGUGACGCGCGCUGCCUAGCACUGCAGGUCGGCCUCUGGAAGAGCCAGGCGGGCGCCCAGGAGGCGGCGCACGGCGGGCCCGAGGCGGCGGCGCGGGAGCUGCGGCAGGCGCGGGGCGCGCGGGCGGCAGCCGAGGCCCGCGCGGGGCGGCUGCGCCGGGGCCAGGCCGAGGUGCGGCGGCGCGCGGAGGAGGCCCGGCAGACAGUGCUGCGCAGCCUGGCGCGCGUGCGCGAGCUCGAGGCGCUGGCGCGCCAGGUGCCCGGCCUGCAGCGCUGGGUGCGGCGGCUGGAGGGCGAGCUGCGGCGCUACAGAACCAAGGGAGGCUCUGUCCGUCGGAGGCCCGGAGCUGGGCGUGAGCGGCCAGGACUGGAAGGAGUAGAGGGGAACAUCUGGCCCUUGUCAGAUCGUGUUGGCCGCCGGGCUCCAGCAGGAAGAAGGCGUCAGAGGGAGCCUCACUCGGGACUCAGGGCGGCACGCAGCUGGAGGGAACGCCCUGCUGGCACGAGGACGCGGAAACGCCGUCUGAUGGGGGAAACACAGCACAACAGCCGCUGGAGACCACGGGAGCUCGGGGCUUCCAGGUCGGAGGACACCCACCCCCCAACCUCACCACGAGCCAGCCCGGAGCCGGAAGCCAAGAGUAGUGAACCUGAGGAUGGUGGGACCAGAGGCCCAGACCUCCCUCCAGAGGGAGCCUGCGGGUCCGACAGCAGCUCGGGGAGCCGACCCCUGGACGAAGCCCGUGCUUCUCCAGCAGCGGACGAGCAGCUGUUCCGCUCGGUCGAGGGCCAGGCCGCCUCUGACGAGGAGGACGACAGUGGGAAGUGGCAGGAGGCGCGGCGGCCACCGGCUGAGGUCAAGGCCCUGCUGGCCGGCCUCUCCAGCUGCGGCAGCGGGUGUGAUGACCAGACGGCCAAGAAGCUCAUGACCUACUUCACCCGCUUUGGCAGUGCCGACCAUGCCCGUGCCCUGGGGGAGCUGGAGCAGCUGGGGACCCGGGGCUGCAGUGGGAAGACCCUGGGGACAUCAGGGGAGGAGGCGGAGCUGCAGCAGAAGGUCGAAGAGAACGAGCACCUGAGGCUGGAGCUGCAGAUGGUGGAGACAGAGCGGGUGCGGCUGUCCCUGCUGGAGGAGAAGCUGGAGGAUGUGCUGCAGCUCCUGCGGAGGCUCCGGGACCUGAACAUAUCGAAAAGAGCCCUGGGGAAGAUUUUGCUGAGCACACUGGACGCUUGCAGGGACCCUGCACGUGAGGGGACGUGUGGCCCCUCAGCCAUGCUGGCUGCCCUGCACCGAGCCUUGGCUGGCUGUGAGCUCCUGCGCACAGAGCCCUCGGCACCAGCCUCUGCAGCUCCAGCACUCAGCAACUCCCUCCUCGUCUCCUGCUGAGGUUGCUAGCCCAGUCUGUGGGCAGCCUGGCCACCGUCAGACCAGCCUCGAGGAACAGCCUGGCCACCAUCACAUCCUCAGAACCCUGGAGGUGCAGGCUCCUUCUGAGACUGGCCCAAGUUCAGAGCCCGGCAGCCAUCCCUUCCUUGGGUUCCUCCCAGAUUCCCUUGCAGCCCCUGCAUUCCUGCUGCCAGGGUCCACACUGCCCUACGGUUGCUGGAUCAGCCUGUACCUGCUGCAGUCUCCCCUGCCCUUGAAGUGGAGCUGCACACUCUUCUGCCAGGUCCAGUCCAGAAUCCCUUCCCUGGGCUCCCAGGGUCUCCUCCCCUUCCUCCCCACAGCAUGCCUGCCGCAGGGACUCUGUGUCCCCCGGUCCACCGGGGAAACUACUCAUGCCUCAGGAAUUGUGGAAGGCCAGGCAGGGCUCGGGGAACUCCAAGCGGGGCAGCGUGAUCACGGCAGGCUUCCUGGUGGAGCUGGCCUUGAACUAGCUCUAGAAGAGGGACAGGAUUUAGAUAGGCAGAGAGGAGGGGAGGGCAUUUCACGUGAGGUAACAGCGAGAGCAAAAGCGUGGUGCCAGAAAGGGCCCCCAUUAGUACAGAACCCAGAGCCCCUCUUUCCUGAGCACACAGUAGGUACCAGGCCUCAUGGGGUCACAGGAAGGAGGAGGACAAGCUGCCUGGUCUCAUCUACCUUAAACUCUCGUAGGGGAGACAGAUACGUUGGCAAGUAGUGCAACGCGGCUGAAAUCCGGGCUACCCUGAGGUAGGAGAGAGGGUUCUUAAUUAAAACUGCAAACCCCAAAGCUAUGUAAGAAAGUGAAGGCACAUGUGAAUAUACGAAACUUAAAAUUUUUGUGUAUACAAAA